Molecule: messenger RNA, 687 nt
Organism: Miscanthus lutarioriparius
Lineage: Eukaryota; Viridiplantae; Streptophyta; Magnoliopsida; Poales; Poaceae
Source: the annotation of a GenBank genome assembly
AUGUCGUCGUACUCGUCGCCGCCCCCGCCGCCGCCGGACCAGUCCCUGGACACGGAGGCACCCAACGCGCCCGUCACCCGGGAGCGGAGGCUCAACCCCGAUCUGCAGGAGCAGCUCCCAAAGCCAUAUCUCGCGAGAGCUCUCGAAGCGGUGGACCCAAGCCACCCGCAGGGGACCAAGGGGCGCGACCCCCGCGGCAUGAGCGUGCUUCAGCAGCACGCCGCCUUCUUCGACCGCAACGGCGACGGCGUCAUCUACCCAUGGGAGACGUUUCAAGGCCUGCGAGCAAUAGGAUGUGGACUCCCCGCUAUCAUUCAUGGGCUCGAUACUGAUCAACCUCUUCCUCAGUUAUCCCACUCAGCCGGGAUGGUUACCUUCUCCUUUGCUGUCCAUCCAUAUAAAGAACAUCCACAAGGGUUUGAUCCAUCAAAGUUCGAUGCUAUAUUUAGCAAGUAUGGUCGAACUCAUCCUAAUGCUUUGACAAGAGACGAGUUGGGCUCAAUGCUUCAAGGAAACCGCAAUACGUAUGAUUUCCCUGGCUGGAUGGCCGCUGCCGGUGAAUGGUUCUUACUCUACAGCUUGGCAAAAGACAAGGAUGGCCUCUUGCAGCGUGAAACUGUCCGUGGUCUAUUUGAUGGGAGCCUAUUUGAGCGACUGCAAGACAAUAACAACAAGAAGUCGUCCUGA